Messenger RNA from Acyrthosiphon pisum (pea aphid), 1379 nucleotides. It is a transcript of the gene B9d1, whose product is annotated as B9 protein domain 1. The transcript has 5 exons. The record is from RefSeq and is marked validated. The coding region runs from base 173 to 751 and encodes 192 amino acids. Gene Ontology annotation, biological process: cilium assembly. Lineage: Eukaryota; Metazoa; Arthropoda; Insecta; Hemiptera; Aphididae. Gene Ontology annotation, cellular component: MKS complex.
AUGUAAUGAAAUAUUCAUUAUUCAAUAUUGUAUUAUAUUUCUAAUUUCCAAUAUUACUCAAAUCCUGUCCCCUGAUUUCGUAGGUUUAUACAUUUGUUUGAAGUUUUAUCUGAUUUUCUCGUCUCAUUUUGUCGAUAAAAAGUCGCUCAGCGAAUCAAAGGAAGACUUGAAAAUGUCGGCUAGCGAGAGUACGACCGGUGGUGUGUUUCUGGUCUCAGUCGUCGGUCAGAUCGAGAAAGCUCACUUUCCGAGCUAUGACAACAUGUAUUGCAAGUACACUUUCGUCUAUGGACCCGAUUGGGAAAUCGUCACCGGCAUCGAAGAAGGCAUAUCGCAAAUCGCUCAAAAGAGCCAAGACGAAAGGCAACAGGUUGUAUGGAAUUUCCCGUUAGACAUUUCUUUCAAGAGUACCAAUCCUCACGGGUGGCCACAACUAAUCAUUAGUGUUUAUGGAUUGGACACUUUUGGGAACGAUGUUGUAAGAGGCUAUGGAGUAUGUCACCUCCCAGUGGUUAAUGGACAAUCUUCUGAAGAGAUGAUUAUGUUUGUACCAGAAUCAAGUUCGACAUUACAAAAGCUGACAUCAUGGUUGACUGGUAAAAGACCAGAAUACGUAGACGCACGGUUAUUAGCCAGAGGCGAUGGCAGAGAAGUGACGAGAGUCAGAAGUCAAGGAUGUGUUUGGAUAAAAUUUAAUGUUGUGUUCAAAGACUUUCAUCAGUAUGGCUUUGAAAACGAUAAUAACAGUUAAAUAUCAGUUUCUAUCGAUGAUGGUCUGUGAAAUAAAGUCCUUAAAACAAUAUUUAGUAAAAAAAAAGUCCCAGUCAUAGGAAAAAAGUGUUACAUAUAUUUUCAACUUGCUCACGGUAUAAACAAUGUGACUGAAUGGUGGAAAAAUCAGUUAGAAAAGCUGUUAAAAUAAUCAUUUAUUGAAACUUAGAUAGAAAAUAUAAAUGGACACUUAUGUGGAAAAGGCAAAAUUGUUUUUAGAUGAUGUAAGAAAUUCAAGUAACUAAAGAAUCUUAGACAAACUUAUACUAUAACAGUGGUUCUUAACGGGGGCGGUACCGCCCCCUUGGGGGCAUUUCAGUCUCUCCGGGGGGUGAUAGUUUUGAAAGGGGCGUUGAGGGGGCGGUGAGUGUGUUUUUCUGACAAAAUUAACAGAUUUAAUUUUAACUAGUUUUCACUUUAAUUAAUAAUUUUAUAAUAUACUGAUGAAUAAAUAAAUAUAUAGGUAUGUUUAUAUAUUAUAUAUAUAUAUUUAUAAGAAGAAAAUUUGAUUUUGCAUGAAGGGGGCGUUAUCAAUUAGUUAUUACGAUAAAGGGGGCACUGAACUAAAAAAGGUUAAGAACCACUGUACUAUAAAAAAAAAAAAAAAA